Molecule: messenger RNA, 2322 nt
Organism: Neoarius graeffei (lesser salmon catfish)
Lineage: Eukaryota; Metazoa; Chordata; Actinopteri; Siluriformes; Ariidae
Gene: trappc13
Product: trafficking protein particle complex subunit 13
Exons: 13
Coding region: 1-1284 (427 amino acids)
Cellular component (GO): TRAPPIII protein complex
Source: RefSeq, a predicted model, not a curated record
AUGCAGGUGAAAGGUCAACUGUUAGACAAAAUGGACGUCAAUCAGGCUAAACAGGAGCAUCUCCUCGCACUAAAGGUGAUGCGUCUGACGAAACCCACACUGUUCACUAACAUGCCUGUGACGUGUGAAGACCGAGACCUUCCAGGUGAUCUGUUCGGUCGGCUCAUGAGGGAGGACCCAUCAACUAUAAAGGGGGCGGAGACUCUGAUGCUCGGGGAGAUGCUCACACUGCCACAGAAUUUUGGAAAUAUAUUCCUGGGUGAGACGUUCUCCAGUUAUAUCAGCGUUCACAACGACAGCACUCAGGUGGUGAAGGACAUUCUAGUGAAGGCCGACCUCCAGACCAGCUCUCAGAGAUUAAACCUUUCUGCGUCAAACUCCACUGUGUCUGAGCUCAAACCCGAGUGCUGCAUCGACGACGUCAUCCACCACGAGGUCAAAGAGAUCGGGACACACAUCCUGGUGUGUGCCGUCAGCUACACCACUCAGACCGGAGACAAACUGUACUUUAGGAAGUUUUUUAAGUUCCAGGUUCUCAAGCCUCUGGAUGUGAAAACCAAGUUCUACAAUGCGGAGAGUGACCUCAGUUCUGUGACUGACGAGGUUUUCCUGGAGGCUCAGAUCCAGAACAUCACCACCUCACCCAUGUUCAUGGAAAAAGUGUCUCUGGAACCUUCCAUGAUGUACAACGUCACCGAACUGAACGCAGUGUCCUCGGGAGAGGAGCGUGAGUCGACGUUUGGGAAGAUGUCGUACCUGCAGCCCAUGGACACGCGGCAGUACCUGUACUGUCUGAAACCCAAGCCGGAGUUCGCAGAGAAGGCGGGGGUCAUUAAAGGGGUCACUGUCAUCGGCAAACUGGACAUCGUAUGGAAGACCAACCUGGGCGAACGAGGACGCUUACAGACCAGCCAGCUGCAGAGAAUGGCUCCAGGUUAUGGAGAUGUUCGGCUCUCGCUGGAGCUCGUUCCAGACACCGUGAACAUCGAGGAGCCGUUCGACAUCAUCUGUAAAAUCACAAACUGCAGCGAGCGCACCAUGGACCUGCUCCUGGAGAUGUGUAACACUCGGUCAGUGCACUGGUGUGGAGUUUCAGGCAGGCAGCUGGGGAAACUGGGUCCCAGUGCGUCGCUGUCCAUCCCACUGCAGCUGCUGUGCUCUGUACAGGGACUGCAGAGUAUCUCGGGCCUGAGGCUCACAGACACCUUCCUGAAACGGACAUAUGAGUACGAUGACAUUGCACAGGUGUGUGUGGUGUGUCCUUACCUGAGCCCUGAGACCUGAGGCUCCUCCCACUUCCUGUAUGGGUAAUCUGCACCUCCAUGGACCAACCGCAUCACCACUUUUUACACGAUCAGCUGACGACCUUCUUUUAAAGUGUGUGCUUUUAAAGCUGUGUUCUGCUUUUAAGUGUGUGAAUAUUAAUAAAGAGUGAACUCCGAGCCAACAGCAGACUUCUGUACAGAGAAAUAACCCAUUCAUAUCCAGCUCAUCAAACGUUUAGGGACACACACACACACACACACACACCUGUACUGUUUCUGACAUUCCUCAACAGGGUGUGGUUUUUACUGAUCGUAAACACAGUCUCACCCGGUCGAGUCAGAUCAAAACUUCUGCCUAUAAACCACGGUGAUGUUCUACAAGAGUGAGGGGGAGAGAGAGAGAGAGAGAGAGAGAAGCAGAGCUUAUUUUUAAAUUAUUGUCAAUAGUCACCUGAUAUUGUUUUCCUCUUUGAUCGACUUUAAAGCAGCUGUUUGUAAUGUUUACUGCCCUCUGCUGCCUCUCAGGUGAACUGCAGCUGUUAUACAAAAAAACACUAAUGAGAUGCAUUCCAACUAGCCCCACCCCCUGUGUUCGAACUCCAUAUGCUACAACAAGAAUUGGGCGGGACUGAAUUCAUUUCAGGGCGGGAAAAAAUAUUAAUGGAAGUGUGGAAUGUAGGAACUAACCACGUGCGCUACAUGACAAUGAUGUCAGAGUUUGAGUUACUUGAAAUUCUGUUUCUGUCUAGAAAUUAUUUUAAUGUUCCACACUGCACCUUUAAUCCAGAAUACGAAAGUAAAAUUAAAAUUACAAGAUGAUGAGUGUAAAGCGUUCUGAAGCACUGUGUGUGUUCCCAAACUUUUGAUGAGCAGCAAAUUUCUGUGUUAAAGUGUAAAUACAUAAAACUUUCACAAGUAACAUGAGCUUCUGUAAAUCCAUAUAGAACAUGGCACAGGAUUAAUGAGGAAUAAUUAAUAAUGCAUAUUUAAUCACACUUUCAUUCGUUUGGUUGUUGGUGAAGAAAUGCACAAUAAAUUCAACAGUAAUUUCACAUCA